Messenger RNA from Rhagoletis pomonella (apple maggot), 1334 nucleotides. RefSeq names its product loricrin-like. The transcript has 2 exons. Gene Ontology annotation, cellular component: RNA polymerase II transcription regulator complex. The record is from RefSeq and is a predicted model, not a curated record. Gene Ontology annotation, molecular function: transcription coactivator activity. The annotation marks the transcript as partial. NCBI's taxonomy places the organism in Eukaryota, Metazoa, Arthropoda, Insecta, Diptera, Tephritidae. Gene Ontology annotation, biological process: positive regulation of transcription by RNA polymerase II.
GAGGUAUUUCAAUUGGACACUCUGGCGGUGGGUCCUACUCAAGCGGUGGGUCUUCCGAAUACUCUGCCCCAGCACCAGCUCCAGUAUACUCUGCCCCAGCUCCUGCUCCGGUUUACUCGGCACCAGCUCCCGCUCCAGUCUACUCAGCCCCAUCACAUUCAUCAGGUGGUGAUGGUGGUUACUCUUACUCAAUCGGUGGUUCACCCGGAGUCUCAGGCGGUAUUUCAGUUGGCCACUCAAGCGGUGGCUCUUCUGGGCUCUCUUUUCCGAGCUACUCAUCAGGUGGCUCCUUGUCUUACUCGUCGGGUGGUGCAUCGUACUCUGGUGGCGAUAAAGUCUUCCUUGCCAUCACUCUCGCCUUGGUUGCCUUCGCUUCGGCUGAUGUCAGUCAUUUGUCGAGUUCAUACCUGCCGCCCAGCUCAGGCAUUUCAUACUCAUCGGGCGGCUCCCACGGUGGCUCAUACUCCUCAGGAGGUUCUCUUGGCAGUGCAUACUCUUCAGGCGACUCUCUUGGUAGCUCAUACUCUUCGGGUGGUUCUCUUGGCAGUGCAUACUCUUUAGAUGGCUCCCUCGGUACCUCAUACUCAUCGGAUGGUGCCCUCGGUGGUUCAUACUCUGCAGGCGGUUCUCUGGGCGGCUCAUACUCAUCCGGAGGUGCUGCUGGCGGUGGGGGAUCGUCCUACUCUGAGCCAUCCAACGUAUACUUGCCUCCUGCCUCAUCUCCAGUGUACUCUGCUCCAGCCCCAGCUCCUGUUUACUCUGCCCCAGCUCCAGCUCCUGUUUACUCUGCACCAGCUCCAGCCCCAGCUCCUGUUUACUCUGCCCCAGCUCCAGCUCCUGUUUACUCUGCACCAGCUCCAGCCCCAGUAUACUCUGCACCUGCAGUUUCUUCAGGCGGAAGUGAUGGUGGUUACUCUUACUCUAGCGGUGGUUCAUCUGGAGUCUCUGGCGGUAUUUCGGUCGGCCACUCUGGCGGUGGGUCGUACUCCAGCGGUGGUUCUACCGAAUACUCUGCCCCAGCUCCUGCUCCAGUUUACUCGGCACCAGCUCCCGCUUCAUUCUACUCAGCUCCAUCACAUUCAUCAGAUGGUGAUGGCGGUUACUCUUUCUCUACCCAUGGUUCAUCUGGUAUCUCAGGUGGUAUUUCAGUCGGCCACUCUGGCGGUGGAUCCUACUCAAGCGGUGGUUCUUCCGAAUACUCUGCCCCAGCUGCUGCUCCAGUUUACUCAUCAGGUGGCUCCUUGUCUUACUCGUCGGAUGGUUCAUCGUACUCUGGUGGCGAAGUUGGCACUCAGUAUGCCGCCGGCGGUGGUUACGUCUACAAAAAGCAGUAA